Molecule: messenger RNA, 339 nt
Organism: Bipolaris oryzae ATCC 44560
Lineage: Eukaryota; Fungi; Ascomycota; Dothideomycetes; Pleosporales; Pleosporaceae
Exons: 3
Coding region: 1-339 (112 amino acids)
Biological process (GO): mitochondrial respiratory chain complex I assembly
Source: RefSeq, a predicted model, not a curated record
AUGGCUUCUGGAUACGGACUUGCUGGUGGCCCAUCCCGCUGCUUCCCCUUCUGGCAAGAAGUCCUCGCGUGCUACACGACCAACACAACCGCCGAGGACAACUCCGGCAAGGCAAAAUGCUCCCCCGUUCUUGAAGACUACUACGAGUGUCUUCACCACAAGAAGGAGGCCGCACGCACUCUUGCCCUGCAAGCCGCCUACCGCAAGGCCGAAGCCAACAUAACACGCGACGAUGCACCUUCUGCGGGUGAGAUAAGGCGCCUGGGUGUUUUGGAUGCUCCACUUGAGGAGAAGAAUCUUAAGCCGAGCAAGUGGUUUCCUCAUAGGCAGAUCAACUAG